This is a messenger RNA of Nerophis lumbriciformis (worm pipefish), 417 nucleotides long. NCBI's taxonomy places the organism in Eukaryota, Metazoa, Chordata, Actinopteri, Syngnathiformes, Syngnathidae. The record is from RefSeq and is a predicted model, not a curated record.
AUGGUGACUCUCGCGGAGGUGCUGGGUCUCCUGCUGGUGUCCGUGUUAUGGGGCUGUACCAACCCAUUCCUUAGAAGAGGCACGGAAGGUAUUGAACAUGUGGACAAGAAAGGCAAAGUUGCUCAGUUUCUCGCUGAGGUCAAGUUUCUCUUCUUUAAUCUUAAGUAUCUCAUCCCGUUCGUUCUGAAUCAAAGUGGCUCUUUGGUCUACUAUUACACCCUUUCCACGACAGACUUGUCAUUGGCUGUCCCCGUGUCCAACUCGCUCACCUUUUUAUGGACUCUUGUCACCGGCAAGUUGCUGGGUGAAAACUUGGGAGGAAAACAGGCUGUUGCCGGAAUGUUCCUCACUAUGGUUGGGAUCACUCUGUGUAUCAUAAGCUCCAUGGAUGAUGUAAGCUCUCGGACUCAGUCCUGA